Formica exsecta is the source of this 1212-nucleotide messenger RNA. Its product is annotated as lysocardiolipin acyltransferase 1-like. Lineage: Eukaryota; Metazoa; Arthropoda; Insecta; Hymenoptera; Formicidae. Bases 563 to 1189 code for a protein of 208 amino acids. Gene Ontology annotation, cellular component: endomembrane system. Gene Ontology annotation, molecular function: acyltransferase activity. The transcript has a single exon. The record is from RefSeq and is a predicted model, not a curated record.
ACACUAAAAAAAUUGUGUAAGUAAAGUAUUCAGAUAAAUUUUUGUCAAUUGUACCAGACAUUCUGUACACACACGCAUAUGUAUAUAUAGGGUGUUUCACAUAAAGUACGUAUUACAAAGUGUUUUCUCCGAAACUUGACGUCGUAGAAAAAAAAAUGUUUUAGACAAAAUUUAUAGAGUUUUGAAAGAAAAAAAUGUUGGUAAUAUUGAAUUUUAAUUAAUAAGGCUAUCUUUUAAGAUCAUGUAAAGGUGAAUCUAGGUUUUUUUAAAUGGAACCAUCCUAAUUUUUUUAUACAAAUCGGUUCCUCGCAAAAUUCGGUGUAAAAUAUUAUAAAGGUAAGAGGCCAAAAAUAGUUUACGAAAUAUUUUAUACUUUAAUUUGACAUAAUUUUACAUAAACUAUGAAAUAUCUCAUAAAAUAUUUAUUUUUCGAUUAUCUUGCCUUAAUAUUUUUAUAUACAUAAUAAUAAGUGGAGUAAAGAGAAAACACAUCAUCGUUUAAAAAAAAAAUAUAAAUUUGCAACGAGCAGCUACACCCUGUAUAUACAUCAAGCUUUAUAGUAUGAAGAUAUAUAUACAUAUAAUCGCUUUCUAUGCAUCUAUAACAGGAUGGAUAAUGCAAAUGAAUGGUUUCCUUUACAUAACGCGACGCUGGGAAGAGGAUCGAAGGCGAUUGUCGCGUACUCUCGAUUAUUUGAUCGCAUUAGAUAGUCGCACACAGUUGUUGAUAUUUCCCGAGGGCACUGAUUUGACAAAGAGCAGUAAGGAGAAGUCGGACAAGUAUGCCGUGCAGCAUCAUUUACCACGAUAUACAUAUACUCUGCAUCCGAAAACGACAGGUUUCGCUUAUCUCGCCCAACAUCUUCAGCGCGCGAAUUAUCUCGAUGCUGUUUACGAUUUAACAAUAGCGUAUCCGGACUACAUACCACAGUCUGAGAUCGAUCUGAUCAGGGGUAAAUUCCCGGAUGAGGUGCACUUUCAUAUAAGACGAAUAUCAUCCGCAGAUAUACCGAUGCACGAUUUGACUUUAAGGAAAUGGCUGGAAAACAGAUGGUCUGAUAAGGAAGGGAUAUUGAAGCGAUUUUACGAACAGAAAGCAUUCUCCGCCGAAAUAUGGCCGAUAAAGAAAACGCUACCGUUACAAGCCGCAUUUGGAUUCUGGAGUAUAUUAACAGGUACGUUCUCUUGAUAUGCAUAUCUGGAUCUUUCACU